GAGCGACCAGCCCGGAGCAGUCGCAGCUGUCGUUCUGCGCAUCGACCAGCGCAGCACGUCACCAACCCGACACCGUCCCCCCGGCCAGCGCAUUGGCCAUGCUACUCCCAUCUACCCUGGGCUGCGAUGCAGCCUUCUCAGAGACCACCAGACCUCUGAUGCGACCAAAGCUACCUUCGUUCGGAGUCUUUCAACCGCAGGCGUCCACCUCAUCGCAGCCACCUCACGGCGCAAACCCCAUCGCCUCGAGCUGUCGCGCCCUUCACGCCAUUCUCGGCUCACAAUCACCAUCCCUCGCUCAAUCAAACACCCCACAAUUGACACGGGAGCUCGCCAACCCAUUCGCGCCUGUACAACAACCUGCGCGACCUCGACGCAUCUCGCGAGUCCAACGAGAUGAGCAACACGAAUCCAGACCCGCGCAAGCCUGUCGUGGCGCAAAUAAGAGACGGCGAAGCACAUUUGAACAAGACUUGAAUUGUGCCGACACAGUGAUGCAAGACCAGUUCGAGCUGGGCCAACGGACCCCACCGCGAUUACGGACACCGAAGCGGCGACGGCGUGUCCCUUUGGCCAUGCCCCUGGGCCUUUCCGCCGAUGACUUCCGCGCUCUAGAGACACCUCUCGAGGAAUGUCUGACGGACCAAGAAGAUCUAAAUAUGCCUACAGUCAUCAGUCCACCCCGGAAUCUUGAAUCUUCGACCGUCGACCGCGACGGCGAUGGCGAUUCAGCAUAUGGCUCGUCGCCCUCGAUCGACGACGCCGGAUGGUCUGUCGAUGACGAUCGGAUACUCGUGGAGAUGGUGCUAGAGAAGCUCCGCCUGUCCAAGCGCGACUGGAACGACUGCGCCAGGCGGCUGGGCAAGGACAAAGACAGUCUGGGCCGGCGCUGGAGUCUUUUGGUCGGAGAAGGCAAUGUGGGUUUAAGGAGAGGCGGCAGAACCCACAGACCUGAUUUAGACAUUGCUUCUUGGUGA
Exophiala mesophila is the source of this 977-nucleotide messenger RNA. RefSeq lists its product as uncharacterized. NCBI's taxonomy places the organism in Eukaryota, Fungi, Ascomycota, Eurotiomycetes, Chaetothyriales, Herpotrichiellaceae. The record is from RefSeq and is a predicted model, not a curated record. The transcript has a single exon. The coding region runs from base 99 to 977 and encodes 292 amino acids.